This is a messenger RNA of Monosiga brevicollis MX1, 3420 nucleotides long. RefSeq lists its product as uncharacterized. Gene Ontology annotation, molecular function: protein binding; sterol binding. Lineage: Eukaryota; Choanoflagellata; Craspedida; Salpingoecidae. The record is from RefSeq and is a predicted model, not a curated record. Gene Ontology annotation, cellular component: Golgi membrane; endoplasmic reticulum membrane. Gene Ontology annotation, biological process: SREBP signaling pathway. The transcript is spliced from 26 exons. The coding region runs from base 259 to 3420 and encodes 1053 amino acids.
GUCGAGCCUCGCGUCAACGCCCUCAGUAUUGUCAACUACAAGCUCCUCCACCACACUGCCCGAUGGUUGACCACACCCGCCAAGGAUCCAGCAUCUGCCCUGGCUCAACUACAGGCUCCGUGUCCAGAACAGCGGUGCUCAGCACGCUCACUCAUUGAUAGCCUCGAGCAAACAAAACCAGAGCUGCACGCAGCCCUCCUCUCUCACGAUCACAAUGCUUCGGCUGAGGAGCUGACCAAUGAACUACGCGAGCAUGCCAUGACUGCUGGUGCCUCCCAGGCGGGCCCAGACUCGUUUCCGCGCGAGGCACUGCUCAAGGACGUGCGUCUCUUUGGUCGAUUUACGUCAUGCUCCGCCUUGAUUGUCAACGUUUUGCUCCCACACUUGACCGAGGACGAGGUGGACGGCCACCGCUUGACCAGCGAGCUGCAGCAACACCUUUGUACCCUCGAGCCGACCUCUUGCAACAUUAGUCGGCCGCUUGUUGGUCCAUCGCGCCUCAGCCACCUCUACGAGCAUGAUCACGCUGAACGAGAUUCGGAGCGAUGGAUCCUGGCAUUUGCUUAUGCUCUUAUGUUCCUAUAUAUUGGCUUUGUCGUUUCUCGCUUUCACGCCGUCAAGUCCAAGGUUGGCCUGGGCAUUGCUGUUGUUAGCAUUGUUGGCUCAUCGACCCUGACGGCGGUCGGCGUAUGCCAAUCUUUGGGCUUGGUGCCCUCCUUUCGCGCGGUCGAGCUGCUCCCCUUCUUGGUCAUGACUAUUGGCCUCGACAAUAUUAUCACCAUCACAGAGUGCGUCGAGGCCACGGCCUCUUCUGUGGCGGUUCGCUUUCGUAUUGCCGAGGUGAUUCUAUACGUGUGUGUCCUCUCAUUGGACACGCGUCGUUUGGAGCUUUCCGACUAUCUCGUUCAGCCACAGUUGGAGGCUCCUGCUUCCAACUCGCGAGAUGUGUGCCCCCCGUUAACGCUGAAUCGCUACUUGAGCAACCUUUUGGCUCAAUCCCCAAGCUCGCCGAUGCGAACCGAUGAGAAAGUGAUGUCCCCCUCUUCGAGCAACCGCCACGAAGAUGAUGACGAAGACGAUGGAUUGGCAGCCUCCUCCUCAUCUCGCGCCCUCGAGGCGGUCUUGCGAGAUGGUACCGAGCGCGUCAUAGUCGUCAACAACUUGCUCGUGCUCAUUGGCAUGCUUGGCGCGCUCAUCGUUGCUGUUCUUCAUGGAGCCUCGCCACUGGGCGGCGUGCCGGAAUGCCGCGCUACACUGCGCGCAGACUGGACGCGCGUGUUGCAUGGCAUGGGUGGCCGUCAUAACGUGCUCCUGUUUCCCACCCCUCUGGGUGUUCUCAUGGAACGCACCGAGCUAGUGGAUCUCUUGCAGUUCUUGACGGACUGGGAGGUCGAUCUCAACCGCAUGCGUGCUUACCUAGAAUUGGAAUGCCUCGCGUUGUGCGAAGCCAGUAACCACAUUGCCUCGGCUUCUUUGGAUGGCCAUGUGCGGCUCUGGGAUUUGGAUACGAAUCGGUUGUUGGCCGCAUUGAAACUGCGCAGUGCUCGAGAUGACCCAUCAGGCUCUUUUGGUACCCUGCGCGCCAGCGGAGGUGCCUCGGCUAGGCCAAGCAUUGAUCCUGCAAGCGUGGCUCGGGCCAUGUCGGGGGGAGGUUUGGCCGCUGCGUUGCCCACCGGCCGUGGGGCAGCGCCAAGCUCUUCUGAGGGUAACACUGACGAGAGCAGCCUAGUCCCGUGGUGUAUUGACAUUGCCGAAGAUAUUGUGGCCAUUGGGUGCAGCGAUGGCAGUGUGAUGGUGUGGGAGACGGAGAGUGGGGCUUUGCAGUGCCUAACGCAGGAUGAGGGCACGACACACGAUGUUGUAGCGUCGAUUUCCUGCAUCAAGCUGUGCUCCAAUCUCUUGCUGGUAGCUUCCAACUCUGGUGUCUUGGAGCUGUGGCGCAAGGGGCCACGCCAAUCCACGCACAUGACACAGUUGGCCACCUCAUCGCCAACACAGAGUGAUGGGGACCUUCGUGCUACAGCCACCACCGCAUCCAGCGCCGGUCCAACACCUACGGUCCACCGCUCGCGGCAUGUGCGCUCGCGCUCCUGGGAUCUGCGCUCCAUGAGCGGCGUGCACAACUUGGGGCCUGUCACUACAUCGACUGGGUUUGGUAUCGCAAAUGGAGACGAUUCGGGGGAUUCCACUCUGCUAUCAGAGGGACUGGAGGGGGCCCCGCCAGCGUUUGGCCAUGAGGCUGACGCCCGGGGCUCACCUCUGCUGGGAAGUUCGCCGUCGCGUGAGGUCACCGAGUUGACACACGGUUCAGGCUUGUCCGGCAAAGGCAACUUACGGGCGUUUUUGGAUGAGGCUGCCGCCUCACGAGGAUCAUGUGGCGUCAUCUUUCGCUCCUAUCGCGACUCUUCUUCAAGUUUGAGCGGGGACCGGCCGAUCUACUCUGGGGACGGCAGUCCAUCGUACAACUUUGUUCGCGUUUUCAGCGCCAAUGCGCAUCAGGCCGCGAUUGUGUCCGUGACGACGCUGGGUGAUUACAUCAUCACAGCGUCGGCGGAUGGCACUUGCAAAGUCUGGCGCAUGCUGGACUUUGGUCUGCACGGCAGUCUGUUAGGUCAUGAGGCGGCAAUUACGUGCAUGACCACGUUUACGGGCACAACGGUGCAUUCGACCCAUCACAACAACCAUGCUUUGGCGGCAAACACCAUUGUGACGGGGUCGCGUGAUCGCACCGUUCGCGUCUGGGACAUGGAUCGCAUGGAAUGUGUCAGCAAGCUCGAGGGGCACGGCGCGACCAUAUUGGCCGUUGCUUGUAGCGCUAAGCACGUGGUGAGCACGGCGAGUGAUUCAACCCUGCGGAUGUGGCUCCGAAAAUCGGGUCGCUGCAUGCGUACUGUCCAAACGGCUGCGCCCCUGGUGGCUUUGCAUCUACACCCGAGUGGUGUACUGCUCACGGCCGUGGAGGGGCGCUUGACGGCUUGGGAUGUAUUGGCUGGCGGUGAACGGUUGCGGACGAUUGAGCUUGAAACAGACGGGACGGAGCAAGGCUCACGUUUAACCCUCGGGGGCAAGGAGAGUUCUCGUGUGAUUAUGCUUGAGGACAAGGUCAUUGUGGACCUUGAUCGCAAUCUCAAGACUUGCUGUGUGGCCUUUGGCUCUGCAAACUUCGUGCAACAUCAACACCAGUCAAAGCCAAAAUCUCUGUCUGUCUCUCUCUGUCUCCUGUCUGUCUCUCUCUGUCUCUCUCUCUGUCUCUCUCUGUCUCUGUCUCUCUCUCGCUCCCUCUCGCUCUCUCUCUCUCUCUCUCUCUCUGUCUCUGUCUCUGUCUCUCUCUCGCUCCCUCUCUCUCUCUCUCUCUCUCUCUCUCUCUCUCUCUCUCUCUCUCUCUCUCUCUCUCGCUCUCUCGCGCUCUCUCUCUUUUAG